Cicer arietinum (chickpea) is the source of this 2417-nucleotide messenger RNA. The record is from RefSeq and is a predicted model, not a curated record. NCBI's taxonomy places the organism in Eukaryota, Viridiplantae, Streptophyta, Magnoliopsida, Fabales, Fabaceae.
AUGAGUGCACGUUUUAGUUUACCCUUUUGAAUAGGAAAAUAUCAACUCCAAUGAAUCCAAACCAUAUUCAUUAAAUACUUGUCUCCUUUAAUUUCUUCUUCCCCAAAAUCUCUAACUUUUUGUCUAACCACCUAACAACACACUUUCACACAUACCCUCUUGCCACAUCUAAUGGAACAACCAAUUCUCAACAAGAAUGGAAAUGGAAAUGGAAAUUAUGAGUAUGAAAUGAUUAUUAAAUGGUUUGAAGAUGUGUCUAAGAAAGCAAGCUCUGUUCAAACUCAAAUACUAAGCAAUAUUUUGAAACAGAACCAUGGUGUGGAAUAUCUUAAGAAAUGGUUGGGGGAUUAUAAUGUGUUAGAGAUGGAACCAUGUGCAUUGGAAUCACUUUUCACUUCUUUGGUACCAAUUUCUUCACAUGCUGAUUUUGAGCCUUUUAUUCAAAGGAUUUCUGAUGGGGACACUCAUGCUUUGCUCACUCGACAACCUAUAUUAUCAUGCAGUUUGAUUCCGUUGCUUACCAAAACUUGUGGUCAUGUUCACAUUUGUAUGAAUGAGAAUAACAUACAUAGUGCAUAUAAAAAUUAUACGUUGGAUAAGAUAUAUUAUUAUUAUAAUAAGGUGCUAUUUAUGUGGUGGUGGUUUUGCAGUUCUGGAACCACAGAGGGGAGGCAGAAAUUCGUACCCUUUACUCAACACAGCGCUCAAACCACGCUUCAAAUUUUCACUUUAUCAGCAGCCUAUAGAUCAAGAGUUUAUCCCAUAAGGGAAGGAGGAAGGAUUCUAGAAUUCAUAUAUGGCAGCAACUGUUUCAAAACAAAAGGAAAUUUAACAGUAGGAACAGCCACAACACAUUGCUAUGCAAGUGAAGAAUUCAAAACAAAAAACCACAAAACAAACUCAUUAAGUUGCAGCCCUCAAGAAGUAAUUUUUAGUGGUGACUAUAAACAAUCCACAUAUUGCCACCUUCUUCUAGGCCUAUUCUAUUCAAAUCAAGUUGAAUUUAUCACCUCAGCUUUUGUCUACACCAUGGUACAAGCUUUCACCAAUUUUGAAGAACUUUGGAGAGAAAUUUGCAAUGACAUUAAAAAUGGAACUCUAAGUUCAAGAAUUAAGUCACCAAAAAUGAGAGAAGCAAUUUUGGACAUUAUUUCUAAAUGUCCAAACACAAAUUUGGGUUCAAAAUUAGAAGCUUAUUGUGAGGAGUUAGAGAAAGUUGAUUGGUUUGGUUUGGUUCCAAAACUUUGGCCAAAUGUUAAGUAUUUGUGUUCAAUAAUGACAGGAUCUAUGACACCAUAUUUGAAAAAACUUAGGCAUUAUGCAAAUGGGUUGCCUUUGAUUAGUGGUGAUUAUGGAUCAACUGAGAGCUGGAUUGGGGUUAAUGUUGAUCCUUGUUUGCCUCCUGAAGAAGUUACAUUUGUUGUUGUGCCUACUUUCUCUUACUUUGAGUUCAUACCUCUUCAUAGAAAUCAAUAUGAGAUUUGUGAUGAUUUCUUGGAAGACAAGGCAAUUCCACUAUCCAAGGUUGUGGUUGGACAACAAUAUGAAAUUGUGCUCACAACUUUUACAGGAUUGUACCGAUGCAGAUUAGGAGAUGUAGUAGAAGUGGCAGAGUUUCACAAUGGGACCCCAAAAUUGAACUUUAUAUGCAGAAGAAAGCUAAUUCUAACAAUAAACAUAGACAAAAAUACAGAGAAGGACCUUCAACUAGUGGUAGAAAGAGGGUCACAAAUUCUAAAUAAAGCAAAGGCAGAGGUUGUUGAUUUUACUAGCUACGCGGAUGUCACAAACCAACCGGGACAUUAUGUUAUUUAUUGGGAGGUCAAAGGUGAGGUUGAGGACAAUGUUUUUUAUGCUUGUUGUAGGGAAAUGGACCUAUCUUUUGUGGAUCAUGGGUAUGUGGUUUCAAGAAAAACCAAUUCAAUUGGCCCUUUAGAACUUUGCAUUUUGGAGAGAGGGACUUUCAAGAAGAUUUUGGACAAUUUCAUAGCUAAAGGAGUGGCAUUGAACCAAUUUAAGACACCUAGGUGCACUAACAAUCAUGUGCUUCUCAAAAUUCUUGACUCUUGUACCACUAAAAGGUUUCGUAGCACAGCUUAUAGUUCAAAUUAACUAUAAGUGAUUUCUUUUCUCAAAUAUAUUUAUGGAUGAGUCAAUCUAGACGUAUAAAAUAAAUUCAAAUAAAAAUUAAAUACUUUUGAGAAAAUAUAAAGAGAAAAGAAAUCACGAUACAAAUAUUUUAUAAUAUAUGCAUGUAUUUAGUGAUAUAGUUUCUUAAUUUAAUUUAGGGAAAUUGCCGAACUAGAAUGGAAUCUUUCUUGGCAUUUCCUAGUAAUGUUGUGGUCUGGUGGUUAAUGGACUGUUUUAUAAAUGUCAAGCCAUUAUGGACUUUGUAAAACAUUUUUUUUUUCUGUUCA